ACUGCAGAAAGGCUUAGCCUUCUGAUCCAACGCACGAAGGUAUAGCUUGCAUUUUAUCUCGUCACAUUGGGCAGGCAACUUGCAGAGCUGAUGGAAAAAAAUUGGCAAGUAAACACAGUGCAUUCUGCGUAUCAGGUGGAAGUGUGCAGCCGUGUAAUUUAAUAUAAUCAGCGGCGCCAGGUACUUCAUACUUUAUCGCUGGGGUUUAUGAUUGCUCCAGCUCCAGCAGAAGUCGGUGUACUCAGAAUAAAAAGCCCUUGUCUUUUUUUCCUCACAAAUGGACCUCACGAACUUACAAAAAGAAAACUCAGUAUAAGGGAGCUGCCUGAAAAGAAGGUGCAUGUUUAUGGAAGGUGAACAAUAAUUAUUUUAAAGGAAGUGUUGGAAAUGAUGGUGAGGCAGGUAGGGCAGUCGUCCAGUAGCUGACACUAGCUCCCUCACAUCUGAAGGCAUCCUCCGUGUCAGCCAUGUCGCCACAGCGAAAAGCCUCAGUUAUGAAGAUGGAAGAAGGCGGGAUGAGCCCGGAGCCGGAGGUGGAGUGCCCUGUGUGCUGGAACCCCUAUGACAGCUCCUUCCACACACCUAAGAUCCUGCAGUGCAACCACUCCUUCUGCCUGGAGUGUUUGGUCAGAAUACAGUUGGUGUCUCAGACGGUCACUGCGGGUUUGCCGUGUCCUCUCUGCCGCCAGAUUACCAACCUAGACUCCAGUGCUGGCAUCAUUGCCAUGCCCACCGACUCGUCAAUAAUGAACCGACUAAACCUAGAACCUCAUCACAUUGUGCUAGUGGAUGGUCAGCUUUCCUAUAAGGGCUCAAAGAAAUUUUUUUUCUUUCUGCGACAACCCACUGUUUAUACCCUUAGCCUUGAAACGGAACAGAGAUCGGGGCUCAGUCGUUCCCCUGACCAUCAGGCUUUCACACAGACUACAGGCAGCCGCCUGCAUAACAUCGCCCACAAAUGGUACCGUAGCCCCCACUUUAGGUCAUUUGCCUAUGUGAUGGGGACCAUAUUCUGCAUCUCAGUUUUACUGGUUAUCUGUCUUCUCUGGACACGUCAACUCAACUGGAAAAUAUGACGUACAUAACCAAUGUUGUCAGUUUUGACGAGCCAUCUAGUUGAUAAAAAACAAAGGUGUGUGUGUGUGUGUGUGUGUGUCCUGUGACAAGGCUUACCACAAAUAAACCUCUCAUCUAUUAUGAUUUAGGCUCUCAGACGCUUCUUUGUUGAUUUUCUCCAUCAAGUUAGACCUGCUUAAGGGUACAUGUGGUCUAGAUGCGUGCAUCUAGACCACAACAAUUCCUUAUCACUCAUUAUAUGGGGUUCAGUAUAUGAGUAUCUGCUAUUUUUCUCUUCACUGCAAAGUGCAAAGGAUCUCAAAUAAAACUGUCAUUGAUUAUUCUUUAUAUCCUUGAAUCUGCAAUAUUUGCAUCAAAGCUAUUAAUGUAGCAAUUUCUGGACAUACAGAUUACUAAUACUGGAACUUGUAGAACAUUCUUGAAUAAGGGUCCAUAAACUGACAUAUUAUAAGGGCUGCAGUUUCCAAAGGCUGGGUCUGUCUGUUAAGGGCACUACUAGUAACUGAAAUUCUAAAAGGCACCAUCUGUCCGGCAGUGUACAGUCAGAUCAUGGCCUGUAAGCGAUUGCUCAUGUUGUAUUCUGUGACUGUUCACAAUCCAAAGCAGCACUGGCAAAUCUAUUGUUUCAUGUUUUUCAUAGACCGCAAACUAUAGUCCGAACAUGCUAAAUGUACUCAUUGGAAGGCAUACAUGUUUAUUUUCUUUAUAGUAGUAAAGUCCGAUUUUAAAUUGUAGUGUCCAUUUCACCCUGUGAAGUCUUUAUGGUUGCUGUUCUUACAUCGUCUAGAUGUUACAUUACAUAGCUAGAGACUGCUUAUUUGCUGCUAUAGCAGAUCAAACACAAAAAUGUGUAGAUCUUUUGGGUGAGAUUAUUUGCUCCGGCAAUUUUAAUACCCGUAGACUACAGUGCAAACAGGAGCAGAUCUGUAAUCUUGCAGUCCAAACAAAGAGCAAGAAAUGUCUUCAUCUGUAAGAAUUCAUACAGAUGGAUAAUUCAGUAGCUAUACUCAUCUGGAAUUUUUAAAUAUAUGUUGGUCACAUGGACAUUGUAAAGCUUUGUUAUACUUACUUUGAGUCUAAGAUGCCUAUAACUGUUCAAAUCUAUAAUAAUUUGUAAAUGAAACUUUGAGUACAAUUUUCUGUCAGGUCUACCAUUAUUGGCUCCUGGGAUACUGAGUGUCAAGCAAGCUGACAAAGUAUCCAGUGGGCUUAUAAUAACUUGAGUCCACUUUCCCAAGUAGACGGUGUCAUUGGGUGUCAUGCUUAUUAGGUACAACAGAUCGAUAUGCUGAAAGGUACAUUUAAAAUGCAGAAUGCAUGAUUAGGUGUCACUUUUUUAACCAAAGCUGAAAAAUCAGAAAAUGUCAAUUUGGAUAGCUGAAUUGGUUACUGCUCACAUAUAUUUUUGCUAACUUUAGCAUUAGUUUAAACAAAACUCCAGUUUAUUACAGAUUAUACUAUUAUAAAUCCUUACAGCAUUCUUUAUACAACCUCAGGCAUGAGUUGAUAUAGAGUAGCAGUUUUUAACAUAAUACUGUGCCAAAUUCUGUGAAGUAAUAUAAGAAAACAUGACAGUUUAAUGUUUUGCAUAUGAAAAAAAAUCACCAAGUUUUUGUACAAAGUACUCGGAGCUAAUGUUAAGGCAGAAUAUAGUUAUAGUAACAUAUACAAGCACUUGGGCAGAGGCAGUCAGGGACAAGUUAGGUCUCACAUACAUACAGAAUGUCCAUAUUAAAUAUUAAGGCAAAACAUUAUAGGACACUUGCAGUCCCAACUUUUCAUAGACCGUGUAUAUUUUAUUCACAGUCUUAUAUUGUUGUUUGCAGUCACUUCAUAUUCAAAAUGUAUAUCAUUCUAAAACACAGACGUAUGCACACUGUAGAAAUGAGGUGUCAUUUGAUGUAUUGUCUGCUAUGAUAAAAAGAGGAUAUUCUUCACCAGAGUAAGUCUGUUACUAAGCAAGCCUUAUAACUACAGGCCUUUAUUUAGAUAGUUAUGGAUUUUUUGACCUCUGUAACUCAUUUGUCUUCUAAGAAAAAGUUCUCAAAAGCUGUACUUGCGUGAACACACUACCUGUCUACAUGCGUGGUACAUGGAAUUGCUGUUUGUUUUUGUGUUGCUGUCAGUCAUGGCAGUCCAACAAGUUUAGUGUUACAUUUGGCACAUUGAUGCGUCACUCAGGGCUUAUCACUCAUAAGUCACAUAAAAUGCAUAGUUUUUAAAAUGAGAAAAUACAGAACACAGCAAUUGAAAUUCACUUCUAGUGUAUAGCAGCCUGUUUUAAUGAAUUGGCAAACAUUAAUGCUUCAGGUUUGCUGUAGAUCCUAGAAGUACACUAGUAUAGGCCACACACAUUGUUUUUACUCUUGUCUGUCUUAUAAAUUUGGAAAAAAUUCACUCUUUGAUGUUAAAAGAUGUGGGUUACAAUUCAGACAUUCACAUGCUGUGCAUUUCAGAACCCAUGGAUGCUUUAGAAACAGCAACACAGAGCAGUCCAUUUAACUUUUCUAGAUAUUUAUUUUAUUUAUUUACUUGAUUUGUUGGCCAGGUCAUAAUGCACCAUUUUCAUGUUCAGCCUAUGGUACACGACCUGUAUAAGAACAAAAUGAUAAGAGCACAAGAUAUAUCCGAGCAAACGUGAAAAUGUAGGCAAGCAGUAAAUAAUACAAAUGUCUUAUAAGUCAGAAUUCCAGUUGUUCAUUUUGGCCACUAUAGUCCUGAGAUAUUAAGCGAUACACCUGUUGGUGAGAUGAUUUGUUUUAACGACAAAAGGAAAAAUCAUAUGAAGUCAUUUGGCAGUUCUGUGUAGUUUGGUAGUGUGUCGAAGUAGCAUGCAAACAAAACAGUACCACAUAACUGGCACGAGCUGAUCCUUUCUUAAAAUGAAUCAUGCCUGUUGCAAUCACAUUCUGAAGGUCUCAAGCUCUGUAGUGCACCCCUGAAUGACAAUGUAUCAACAGUGUAAUACAGUAUAUUAUCUUAACUGAACAUAAAGUACGAAUAUCAUUCUAGACAAGCUCUCUGCCCUGAUGAGUUGCUCCUCUGGGUAGUGUGACAGCCAUACUGUUAUUACCUCACUGUCUCAUUAGCAAAACAUAAAGCUUUGAUUCCAGUGUGUCUAGCCACGUGAGCUGUAAAUCCCUGUUUUGCUACCUCUGUUAUUGCUAGCUAAGAAGCCAUGUAAAAAGCUGGUUGAAAAAAAUGAAAUUGUGUCUUGAAUAUACUUUAUACUGAAAUUUUUUACUUUAAUUUAUCAAAUAAAAUAUGAAGUGAUUCAA
Molecule: messenger RNA, 4355 nt
Organism: Protopterus annectens (West African lungfish)
Lineage: Eukaryota; Metazoa; Chordata; Ceratodontiformes; Protopteridae
Gene: RNF183
Product: ring finger protein 183
Exons: 1
Coding region: 468-1076 (202 amino acids)
Biological process (GO): protein ubiquitination
Molecular function (GO): ubiquitin protein ligase activity
Source: RefSeq, a predicted model, not a curated record